UUUUUUUCCCAAUAUAGGGCAGAAUGCUGUUUCCUGUUCGAUUUCUGUUCCUACUGCUACUUCUAGGAACCUCAAGAACAAGCAACUCCCAUAAGCUCUACCAGACAGAGUCCAUCUUCAGCUGUAUUAAUGCAGCCCUGUCUGGGGCUAAAAGUCGACUGGAUGAUGAGUCCUCAUUGAGCAAGAGGAGCUUUGGUUACAUUCCCAGUGAGGAACUAUCAUCUGAGAAGGAAGACAAGAAGGAGAAAGAAGAGGAUGAAGAAGAUAAGGAAAAAAGAACAUUAUCUGGGGGUAGGGAUGGGAUUGGGGCAGGGGUUGAGGGUACCAGGUAUAAGUACCAGUCCCAGGCACAGCUAACCAGGAAGUUAUACCAGAACAAGGCCCAGAGUGAUCGGCGAACUAAGUUCACCCUGUCCCUUGAUGUCCCUACCAACAUUAUGAAUAUCCUCUUCAACAUAGCUAAGGCUAAGAACUUGAAGGCUAAAGCAGCUGCCAAUGCUCAUCUUAUGGCACAAAUUGGGCGAAGAAAAUAAAGAUGCUCCUAGAGUCAAGCAGAGGCUGAAGGGAAUGAGAAGCAUGACAGAGAGGUUAAGCAUGUAUUUAGAGUGAGGAGAGAUGAAGGGUAUACAUACCAUGUAAUUGGUAUGUAUAAUGGUUGGGAUCUACUCCUGAUUUAUCUAUGUCUCUUGUUCCUUCUUGGGUCUGCCUGUUGACUACUUUUUCUCUGUACAUAUAAACAAAAUUAUGUUUUACAACUUGCUGUGUUUCUUUCCUCCAUCCCUCUGACUUAAACAAAGCUAAUGUUUCUCUUUUCUCUGAUCAUGUCCCCUUUAACCCUUUAUCUAUAAAGAGAAUUGCCAGUGUUUAUCUCUUUCUCAUCCUAUCUUAACCCUUCUUCUUCCAAAGCAGGUGACUGAUUUUUCCUCAUCUUUCACCCAAAUCCUAUUUCUCCAUACCAAUUAAAGCUAAUA
Sarcophilus harrisii (Tasmanian devil) is the source of this 971-nucleotide messenger RNA. RefSeq names its product urocortin 3 (gene UCN3). The transcript has a single exon. The record is from RefSeq and is a predicted model, not a curated record. Lineage: Eukaryota; Metazoa; Chordata; Mammalia; Dasyuromorphia; Dasyuridae. Gene Ontology annotation, molecular function: hormone activity; corticotropin-releasing hormone receptor 2 binding. Bases 24 to 533 code for a protein of 169 amino acids. Gene Ontology annotation, cellular component: extracellular region. Gene Ontology annotation, biological process: digestion; adenylate cyclase-activating G protein-coupled receptor signaling pathway; hormone-mediated signaling pathway.